AUGACUGUUGGUGCCAGCUCUUCAUCAACCAAUAAUCAGAUUCUAAAGGCCGUGGGAAAGUUGACCCCAAGUAUUGUGGGGAUUCUACUAUCUUUGCAUAUUUGGGUUUAUGCUGAGCAGAUCAACCCGGGGUAUAUGCACACAAUCGUUACUUUUUAUGGUUAUGAUUGUGCCUGGACACCACACAUUUUGAUCAACGGUUUGAAUGUCUCUCCUUCCCCUUCCCUCGAAGAUCUAUCUGUUUGCGUCUUGAGUAUUGGCGCCGCAUGA
Messenger RNA from Botrytis byssoidea, 270 nucleotides. RefSeq lists its product as uncharacterized. NCBI's taxonomy places the organism in Eukaryota, Fungi, Ascomycota, Leotiomycetes, Helotiales, Sclerotiniaceae. The transcript has a single exon. Bases 1 to 270 code for a protein of 89 amino acids. The record is from RefSeq and is a predicted model, not a curated record.